Messenger RNA from Phanerochaete carnosa HHB-10118-sp, 1172 nucleotides. RefSeq lists its product as uncharacterized. Gene Ontology annotation, cellular component: cytoplasm. NCBI's taxonomy places the organism in Eukaryota, Fungi, Basidiomycota, Agaricomycetes, Polyporales, Phanerochaetaceae. The coding region runs from base 34 to 1068 and encodes 344 amino acids. The record is from RefSeq and is a predicted model, not a curated record. The transcript is spliced from 8 exons.
AGCCCUCUUCUUCCACACCUCUCGACUACAGACAUGACCGUAGAAAGCGUUACCACCCUCGGCGGAACUGCCUCCCACAUCCGGGUGGGUAAGGUCGCCCAUGGCCUUAUGAUGAUGACAUGGACCCCGAACCCCGUCCCGGACGAGGUCUGCUUCGAAGCUAUCAAGGCAGGUGUGGAUGCCAUGCCGCCUGGUGUCAAGAUGCUGUUGAACAGCGGCGAGUUUUAUGCGCUAGACUUUGGUACGGCGAACCUCGAGCUUCUGGCACGAUUCUUUGAGAAGUAUCCCGAGUAUGCGGAGCGGACCUUCCUCUCGGUCAAGGGUGGUGGCAAAGCAGAGGGUAGACCUGUUCCUGACUCAUCCCCAGAGAACCUCAGGCGCAGCGUGACCGCCGUCAACGCCGCUCUGCGUGGCACCAAGAGGCUCGAUCUGUUUGAGUGCGCCCGCGUCGACUCCAACUAUAGCGUCGAGCACACCAUUGGAAUCCUCUCUGGCCUUGUCAAGGAGGGUCUGUUCGACCACAUUGGCAUGUCCGAAUGCAGCGCAGAGUCACUCCGGAAAGGUAACGCGGUGCAUCCGAUCUCUGCGGUCGAGAUUGAGGUUAGCCCGUGGUCCAUCGAGCCGGAGACGAAGAAUGUGCUCAAGACCGCCGAGGAGCUCGGCAUUGCGGUUAUUUCAUACUCGCCUCUCGGACGCGGCUUCCUCACUGGACAGAUUAAGAAGCUCGACGAUCUCCCAGAGGGAGACGUACGCCGACACUUGACACGCUUCCGCAACCCCGAAUACUUCCAGCACAACCUGACCUUGGUAGACAUGCUAACGGAAAUUGCGCAGAAGAAGGGCAUUACUCCCUCUCGACUUUGUAUCGCAUUCGUUGGUUCCUUGGGCGAGAAGGUCAUCCCACUCCCUGGAUCCUCACACGUGAAGCGCACGCUGGAGAACACAUACUCUGCAGACACGAAGCUGACGAAGGAAGAAUUGGACGCGAUCUGGGAGAUUAUCAACAGCUACGAAGUGAAGGGUGAUAGGUACGGAGGGGACCCUAAGGCCAUGCACCUCUGGGGGUAAUUUUUGGAAGAGCUGUUGGGCACGAGACUCGCAUACUACAAGUUCCUCGGUGUACUUUCGGUGUACCUGUAGUGCUUGAAAUGGAAAUGACCAUGGUAUCGCUU